AUGGAAAAUAUCAAAGCCCGCCUAGGCCAAAAGCAGAUAUGGGUGGACGCGCAAACGUUCCGCGCAUGGUUUCCCAAACAGAAGUCUGAAAACUCGAUACAAGGAGAUCUGUGGGUACAAAGACUGCAUAACUAUUUCAACAGUCACUUCGGUAUCCGAAAGGAAGUCAUUCAGAAGACUUUGGAGCGAUUCUUCGGCAUACUCGGACCUUACGCGCAACAUGGCAAUGGGGAGACGCGACACCGUGUUCGUCAGGUCCUCCAGCACUAUCUCGAUCAGGAGUGCCUCAACAACGCAUAUCGGACCAAAGACCUCCAAUGCUUGCGACAUACAUUCAUUAUUCUAGUGCAGCUGGCACGGAAGUUUGAGUCCUCGCUACUAGUCGAGGCGUUGUCCACUUUCUGGGACCAUACCAAGGACAAGAUCAACCGCCACGAAAAAAGUGAGUACUUGGCAGACUGGAAGAAGGCAGCGGAAAAAGUUCAAGAAUCCCAUGAAGUCCGCCCUCUGGCUGCUUCUAUUCAACAGCGUCAUGGCAGGGCACGACCAGCACCUGUUGUGAAAUAUGGACGUCGCAAACUGGAUUUCAAACUCGAAGUCCCAGUUUUUGCUAACCCAGCAUGUGCGCACCCCGUAAUCGUACCCGUCAGAUAUCGUCGAGAUGAGUAUUUUGAUAAACUGAACAAGAUCCAGUAUUAG
Messenger RNA from Bipolaris zeicola 26-R-13, 699 nucleotides. RefSeq lists its product as uncharacterized. The transcript has a single exon. The coding region runs from base 1 to 699 and encodes 232 amino acids. The record is from RefSeq and is a predicted model, not a curated record. NCBI's taxonomy places the organism in Eukaryota, Fungi, Ascomycota, Dothideomycetes, Pleosporales, Pleosporaceae.